ACCGGGAAUGCACUUUGUAUGUGCACUCUUCUUUCACACUUUCACACUGCACUAGAAAUUUCCAAAAUUAGUCAGUUAAUUCAAAAUGUUGCGACGAACUUCCCUUGGGGAACAGGAAGUGGUCAACUUCAUCAUUCACAAAUGUAAGGAGGCCGAGGUCACAAAUCCUUACGAGGCGAAAGCUUGGCUUCUUACCGGAAGUCGGCUAACUUCGACAGCUAAUUUUCUCCUACAGUACGAAGCUUACCAAUUAGAGAAGCGACUUAAAAAUGUGGACGGCACGGCAUACGCUUUCGAUCAAUUGUUUCGUAAGUUUGGGAACCACAUUAAAGAGGAUAUCAGCGAAAUGACGAAUGCCGUCAGAAUUUCCACGCUGUCAAAAGGAAAAGAAACACUGGAUCAGCAAUUUCUAAAUAGCGUGUUUCAAUCAUUGUCCAAAGAAACUCAAAUGGAAAUUCUAAUCCAAUGCACGGAAUUUGCUCAUAUUUUGUUUGACAAGUGUCAGACCAUGCUUCUUCUUGUGAAAUUAUUUCCUGACACGAUAAAUCAAAAGAAUGGGGAAAUGCUGUUCACAUUAUUAUCUUCAUCGGAUGAAUCAGAUGCAUUUUCCACAUUUCGAAAAAUGCUCGUCGUAGAAUUGGUGCCUGCUGUUUUGCAAUUGAGUCCAAAUUUGACCCCGUCUCCCCGUUUCGUAAUACUUUUGAAUCAAUGUAUCGAGUAUUAUGUGAUUGCACAACAGCACAGUGACACCUUGGGGGAUGACAGAUGGGAAAAAUUGUUUCAAAUCACUGAUCAAAUUGGGGGAGCAUUACAGUGGAGCAUAUCUCCAUUUUUUCAAAGCGUUUCUCAUUCAUCAUCAGGAACAAAUAGUUUGGAAUCUUUAUAUCAAGCACUACAACUUGGAUUUCAACAUAGAAAUCAUUAUUCCACCACGGAAUUGGCGUAUAUUACCGUUGUCGUUUUCCUCCGGUGUAUUGUGGAGUAUUACGAAUUACUUAGAAAUAGUUCUACGUUUGGAGGAAAAGCAAAGCUCGUUCUGGUCGAAGUAUUUUCACCACGACCCCAUAUGAAUAUAAAUAUAGACCCAAAUCUGCCCAUUUUGGCCAGUGUGUCCCCCUCAGUUAGUGGAAAUCAGAGUCAAAUCAUUCAACACUUGUUGACUUCUAUCAAAAUUUGGGAGAUGGUCAGUACCCUGAAAGGCGAACACAUUGAGAAAGAAUUUUUUGAGAUAUUGUACUCCAUGAAAUCUCUUAAUCUUCACAACUGGGAUGUUUUUAAAGAGUUCCAAUCAGAUUAUUCAACCUAUUGUGGGCAAUAUUUUCAACAGAAUGUUGGGAAUAUGCAAAGUUCACUCAAAAUCGCGUCCAUGUAUUGUUCGUUGAACAAUUUUAAGUCGGCUGCAGAGUUCUGUAUUAAAAGUGUGGCUGAAGCUGUUCAAAAAGAUGGCGAUUUUGGAAACGGAAGCAGAGAAGACUUUAGUUUUUACAACCCACAGGUUUACAACACUGACAUAAAAGGAAACUUCAUUUUUCAAAGGAGGGUCCAUUUCCUUUCUGAUAAUCGAGCAGAAGUCUUAGGAUAUGCUGCCAAUAUUCUUAUUCGUUGUUUUCACGAGUCGAUCGAUGCUGCCAAGGAUGAUAGAUGCAUUGGUCAUUUGCUAAUAUUGCUACAACUUGAAUGGCCUUCUGGCCCUGCGGAACUAAUUUUUACCCAUAUUUUGGAAACGAUAAAACGAAACGGCUCCUUCCGAUAUUUCCCAUUCUUCUCUGAAUUUGUUAUCGAGCCCGAUUUUCUCGAGACAUUCAUGUCUAUUUCUAACCAUCAAAAUAAAGCUGUUAAAUUGGAGUUAUUUCCAGCUGCGGCAUCAUCAUCUGGAAGGCGAAUUGGUACUAGAGGAGUCGAGAAAGGAUCCAAGACUGAAUUCAGAAGUUCUAUGAAACGACAAAUGAUGAAAAAUGGAAGCCAAAAUUUGGAAAGUUUAAUAGCUAGGUUUUUAAACGAAAAUGAAAUAGAUAUUUUAAAUUGUUUUGAUGAUUACUAAACACUUGUAUAAUUGUUAAAGGUAAUGUGUAAUGAAAAACGUGUUUAAAAAAAGUGAAAAAAGUGUGAAAAAAGUAUUUUAUUUAGUAAGACAAAAUGCACAAUUUUAAGUAAUUUAUUUCACUAAAUUUUUACUGAGAUAAUUGUGACUUGGGUACAAAUUUUUAAUUAAUAAACAGAUUAUAAUUAUGUAAA
Folsomia candida is the source of this 2235-nucleotide messenger RNA. RefSeq names its product integrator complex subunit 10 (gene IntS10). NCBI's taxonomy places the organism in Eukaryota, Metazoa, Arthropoda, Collembola, Entomobryomorpha, Isotomidae. Gene Ontology annotation, cellular component: integrator complex. The coding region runs from base 86 to 2041 and encodes 651 amino acids. The transcript is spliced from 11 exons. The record is from RefSeq and is a predicted model, not a curated record. Gene Ontology annotation, biological process: snRNA processing.